Penicillium cataractarum is the source of this 1530-nucleotide messenger RNA. Its product is annotated as putative MFS transporter. Gene Ontology annotation, biological process: transmembrane transport. Gene Ontology annotation, cellular component: membrane. Gene Ontology annotation, molecular function: transmembrane transporter activity. Lineage: Eukaryota; Fungi; Ascomycota; Eurotiomycetes; Eurotiales; Aspergillaceae. The transcript has 3 exons. Bases 1 to 1530 code for a protein of 509 amino acids. The record is from RefSeq and is a predicted model, not a curated record.
AUGGAUUCGAGACACAAACAUCAAUCGUCGCUGGACGACACAACCAAAUCCGGGGCUCGAGGAUCAAUUGAAGAGCCUAACAAGCUGCAAGGUUAUGCUUCGGCUCCGGGUGUGGUCGACGAUGUCACUCGGGUGGUUGACCAUAAGGCUGAGCGACGUCUAUGCCGACGAUUCGAUAUUCGCUUGUUGCCAAUUCUGGCGAUUAUGUAUCUAUUCAAUGCCCUCGACAAGGGCAACUUGGAUACUAAUCUCUUCGUCUCACUCACCGCAGACCUCCAUUUCAAGCCAAAUCAGUACAAUUUGCUACUAUCAAUCUUCUUCGUACCCUUUGUGAUCUUCGCCCCGCCCUUCUCCAUGCUAGGCAAAAAGUUCAGUCCGGCUCGUGUCCUGCCCGUCCUGAUGUUCUCCUUUGGCAGCUUCACCCUGCUCUCGGCCGCAGCCAAGAACUUCAGUGGUCUUUUCGCCUUGCGCUGGUUCCUGGGCAUGUCCGAGGCUGCAUUCUUCCCUCUGGUCAUCUACUAUCUGACCACGUUCUACCGCCGAGGCGAGCUGGCUCGUCGGCUGGCCAUUUUCUACGCGGCGUCCAACAUUGCCAAUGCCUUUUCCGGAUUAAUCGCAUUUGGCGUGUUUCAAAUCAAGGGAUCUAGCCUGCCGAAUUGGCGCUAUCUGUUCAUCAUCGAGGGGAGCGUGACGGUCAUCUUUGCCGUAUUUGCAUUCUUCUACCUGCCCAAGAGUGCCGCCGAGGCUAGUUUCUUGUCAGAGGAGGAGAAAGCCUUGGCCUUUCAUCGCAUCCAGGUCGAUUCGAGUGCGGUGGUUAAUGAAAAGUUCCGGUUGCGCGAGGCAUUGGGUAUCUUCAAGCACCCGACUACAUACGUCUUCCUAUGCAUUGAAAUCUGCCUAGGUGUGCCUUUGCAAGGUGUAGCCCUCUUCAUGCCGCAAAUCGUGGCUCGUCUGGGUUAUCCGACCGUCAAGACCAAUCUCUACACGGUCGCCCCGAACGUAACGGGAGCUGUGAUGCUGCUGGUACUCGCCUUCUGCUCAGAUUAUACCCGACUUCGAUCCCCGUUUAUCGUGCUCGGAUUCCUAUUCACUUUCACCGGGUUCAUGAUCUACGCCUCUAUCAACGACGUCCAACAACAGAUCCAGGUCGCCUACUUUGCAACUUUUAUGAUGACAUGGGGUACCUCUGCUCCCUCGGUGAUGCUUAGUACCUGGUACAACAACAACAUCGCCCAUGAGGGCCGCCGUGUGCUUUUAACUAGUAUCGGCGUCCCACUCGCCAAUCUAAUGGGCCUGGUCAGCAGCAACGUAUUCCUGGAAAAGGAUGCACCCAAGUACAUGCCGGCCCUGAUUACGGUGUCCGCCUUUGGAGCCACGGGUGCCUGUCUAGCUGGACUGUUGGGACUGUAUAUGUGGUGGGAUAAUAAACGGCGCGAUCGUCGUGAUGGAAGGGUGAUUCGGGCGCGGGAUAUUCCCACGGAGCGUAUGCGAGAUGGACCGGCGUCGCCAGAGUUCCGCUGGUUCUUGUGA